AUGUUCGACCAGGACCGCGUGAACUCGCGCCAUGGCGGCGGCGGCGUGCAGAGCAGCGAGCAGGCGAACGUCGACCGCCGCGAGCGCCUGCGCAAGCUCGCGCUCGAGACGGUGGACCUCAACAAGGACCCGUACUUCAUGCGGAACCACCUCGGCACCUACGAGUGCAAGCUCUGCCUGACGCUCCACAACACGGAGGGCAACUACCUCGCGCACACGCAGGGCAAGCGGCACCAGCAGAACCUCGCGCGGCGCGCGUUCAAGGAGGCGCGCGACGCGCCCAUAGCGCCCGCGGCGACGCGCUACGUCGAGAAGCGGCACACGAUCAAGAUCGGCCGGCCGGGCUACAAGGUCACGAAGAGCCGCGACGCGGCGACGUCGCAGCGCUGCCUGCUCUUCGAGGUCGACUACCCCGAGGCCGACGACGCGAGCCAGCCGCGGCACCGCUUCAUGUCCGCCUACGAGCAGCGCGUCGAGCCGCCGGACAAGGCGUACCAGUACCUCCUCUUCGCCUGCGAGCCCUACGAGACCAUCGGCUUCAAGAUCCCCAACCACGACGUCGACAAGGACCAGGGCCGCUUCUUCACGAACUGGGACGUCGUCGGCAAGAAGUUCACGCUCUCCCUCCAGUUCGACGACGACGCGAAACCGGCGCCGGCCCAGGCCGCGUCCGCCGGCCGCCACCGCGCGGACCUCACCUACGAGGCGCGCUACUAG
Molecule: messenger RNA, 717 nt
Organism: Aureococcus anophagefferens
Lineage: Eukaryota; Pelagophyceae; Pelagomonadales; Pelagomonadaceae
Exons: 1
Coding region: 1-717 (238 amino acids)
Biological process (GO): spliceosomal complex assembly
Cellular component (GO): catalytic step 2 spliceosome; nucleus; U2-type prespliceosome
Molecular function (GO): nucleic acid binding; zinc ion binding
Source: RefSeq, a predicted model, not a curated record